AUGAUUUUUACAGACCUCAUAAAGCGCUACCGGCAUGCCCAGACGCAACAUGCCCAGACGCAGAAAACCCUCGCCAAGCUGAAAGAAAAGGCAGCGAAAGAUCGCAUAUGGGAGCCGACAAUGGCAAAUACCUGUCAAAUGCGGAUUGGGAUCUAUGAGAGAGAGCAGACAAAAGGCUUUGCGAUCCUCCACCGCAUCAAGGCCCUGGAGACCCUCAGUGCCAAGGAGACAGGCAAAUCAGAUGGCGAUGGCAGCGAUCCGCCACCAUACACAAGCACCACGAUAGACAAGGAGAUUUCCACGCUGAAGAUUCUCUACCGAGAGCACCUGGGCACUCUUCAGGACAUACUGAAAUGGCAACCAAACGGGUCUUAUGCCGGGCCGUAUCGUCUGUUUGAGUUUCUCAUAGCUACGCAUAACGAGAAGGGGCAGACACUGGCGUGGGAGAAAUGCCAGCAUGACUGUGCAAUGCGCGGGGGCUGCUGUGGACGAGCGUGUGGGUGCUACAAUCAGCCCCUACGAGAACUUUUUAUUCCCUUGUCGAACGGGAAACGGAAGGGUGUUGUAUACGGGCACUGUACGAGAGAGUGUCUAUGCUGCAAUCAGUUUCAUGGGUGCUAUGUUCCUGAUGCCCAGUUGCCUGAGAUUGAUCCUGCUUUGCGUAAGGCUAUCGCUGGUUGA
This is a messenger RNA of Aspergillus udagawae, 681 nucleotides long. RefSeq lists its product as uncharacterized. The record is from RefSeq and is a predicted model, not a curated record. The coding region runs from base 1 to 681 and encodes 226 amino acids. NCBI's taxonomy places the organism in Eukaryota, Fungi, Ascomycota, Eurotiomycetes, Eurotiales, Aspergillaceae. The transcript has a single exon.